ACAUCUAUUACCCAAACAUAAAACUCACUUCCUUCCCUCGUUUUCUGCUCUCUCUUCUUUCUCUCACUAAAACCCUCGUUUCCCCUUCUCUCUCUCUCUUUCUCUCCUCCAACCUCCGUCUCUUUUCUCGCCGCCCUGCGAUCCAUGUCGAGCGGCGUACGUUCUUCUCCGGGACAUUCUCAGCCGCCGCCACCAUCGUCAUCAUCCAACCCUGUGGUCCCACCAAUACGUCGACACUUAGCGUUCGCCUCAACGAAACCGCCAUUCCACCCCUCUGAUUACCGUCGAUUCGCCCCUUCCUACCUCACCAACAACGGCGAGGAGGACGCCGUCGUUUUGAGAUCUCCUGUGCAGUCACGGAAGAGGAAGUCGAUGAUGGAUGUGGUUACUACUACUACUAGUUGUAAUAGUAAUGGAUUCACGAGCUCCGGUUCCACUAGCAUACACAAUACUCCUCUUUCAGCUAAAAGAGGCAGAGUCAACACCACCAAGUCAAAGACCAAAGAGACUCACUCACUUCCCCAAACACCCAUCUCAAAUUCUGUUGUAGGUUCUCCUGCCACACUAACUCCUUCUGGAAGCUGCCGUUAUGACAGUUCUUUAGGUCUCCUUACAAGAAAGUUUGUGGAUCUAAUCAAACAAGCGGAAGAUGGGAUGGUGGACCUAAACAAAGCGGCAGAAACAUUGGAGGUGCAGAAACGACGUAUAUACGAUAUCACAAACGUUUUGGAGGGGAUUGAUCUCAUUGAAAAGCCUUUCAAGAACCGGAUUCUUUGGAAGGGAGUUGAUGCUUCGAGGCCUGGCGAUGUGGAUGCUGAAGUAUCUGUCUUGCAGGCAGAAAUUGGAAACCUUAACCUCGAGGAGCAAGCGCUAGAUAAUCAAAUCAGAGAAACGGAGGAUAGACUAAGAAAUCUUAGCGAGAAUGAAAAGAAUCAGAAGUGGCUUUUUGUAACAGAAGAGGACAUCAAGAGUUUACCGGGUUUCCAGAACCAAACUCUGAUAGCCGUUAAAGCUCCUCAUGGCACAACUUUGGAAGUCCCGGAUCCAGAUGAAGCGGGUGACCUCCCUCAAAGGAGAUACAGGAUCAUUCUUAGAAGUACAAUGGGACCUAUUGACGUAUACCUUGUCAGCGAAUUUGAGGAGACGAAUGGGAAUAUUGAGCCACCAGCAUGCUUGCCUAUUGCUUCUUGCUCAGGAUCUACAGAAAAUCAUGACAUCGAAGCCUUAGCUAUUGAUAACACAGAAACUGCCAUUGAGCAUCAGAUGUCUCAAGAUCAUAAUGCACAUGCUCAACCGGGCGAUACCUCUGACCUUAAUUUUUUGCAGGAGCAAGUAGGAGGAAUGCUUAAGAUUGCUCCCUCUGACAUCGAAAAUGAUGAUACAGACUACUGGCUUCUCUCUAAUGCUGAAAUUAGCAUGACGGAUAUUUGGAACACCGACUCUGGUAUCGAUUGGGACUAUGGAAUAGCUGACGUGAGGACUCCACCACCGGUAAUGGGUGAAAUAGCUCCAGCUGCUAUUGACUCCAAACCAAGAUGAUUGCAAGAAGACCAAACACCUUUCCCAGCUUCUGAUCCAGAUGUGUCUCUUCACAGCAAUCCAAGGAGGAGGGAGCAGAUACAGAACGCUUGUGAACCAGUGGCAGGUGCGUUCCAUACAAUUUAGCGUUAAAUUAUGAUUCAUUUGUCGCUGGAGAAUGGUCGUGUAACGAGUGACAAUGUAGAGAAACUAAUGGAAGUCAAAAUUGAACACAUAUUCUCUCUGGAUUAAA
Raphanus sativus (radish) is the source of this 1771-nucleotide messenger RNA. RefSeq names its product transcription factor E2FA. Gene Ontology annotation, cellular component: RNA polymerase II transcription regulator complex. Gene Ontology annotation, biological process: regulation of transcription by RNA polymerase II. The transcript is spliced from 13 exons. Bases 145 to 1539 code for a protein of 464 amino acids. Gene Ontology annotation, molecular function: DNA-binding transcription factor activity, RNA polymerase II-specific; protein dimerization activity; RNA polymerase II cis-regulatory region sequence-specific DNA binding. The record is from RefSeq and is a predicted model, not a curated record. Lineage: Eukaryota; Viridiplantae; Streptophyta; Magnoliopsida; Brassicales; Brassicaceae.